Molecule: messenger RNA, 598 nt
Organism: Diatraea saccharalis (sugarcane borer)
Lineage: Eukaryota; Metazoa; Arthropoda; Insecta; Lepidoptera; Crambidae
Source: the annotation of a GenBank genome assembly
AAAAAAAAAAUAUUUUGGGUUUUGGUUCGAUGAAAUUUAAUUUCGUCAAGUUUUCUACAAAGGAAACAAAAUUCAGUUGAAUUUGUUACUCUAGGUUAAGCACGGCUGUGGUUUCUUUAUUACGAAUACAACUGUGUCUCAUUAAUUAAAGCUAAAAUGGGUCAAAUGAUGGGCUCCUAUGGAGCGCGAAAUGUAGACCUUUACAUGGACGAUGAACCGACAUUUAACCCUCAAACUGGGUUUUCCUUCAAUAGAAAAGAAAGAGAAAUGAAAAUAAGUGAAGCAGAAUUGAUGUCUGCCAAAAUACCACCAGUAUAUAGGGAUUAUUGUGCACAUUAUUUGAUGGAUUACCAAGUUUGCCGCUAUAAGAAUAUGCCCAUGCUAUAUAGGUGUGCUCAUGAAAAGCACAACUAUAUGAACUGUGAACAGCAAGAUUAUGUAUUGCGCAUGAAGGAAUUUGAGCGUGAACGUCGCCUGCGCGUAAGAGAACAACGCUUGGUUGGUGCAGCUUGAAAAUUGCAUCUCUAUAUAUGUUUCACCAGAAACUUGUUAUUAUUUAUGUAAAUAAAAUUAAAAUAUUAGUCAGACUUGUAUCAUG